This is a messenger RNA of Vitis riparia (riverbank grape), 2292 nucleotides long. RefSeq lists its product as uncharacterized. The coding region runs from base 135 to 2066 and encodes 643 amino acids. Gene Ontology annotation, molecular function: hydrolase activity. NCBI's taxonomy places the organism in Eukaryota, Viridiplantae, Streptophyta, Magnoliopsida, Vitales, Vitaceae. The transcript has 7 exons. The record is from RefSeq and is a predicted model, not a curated record.
AUUCCAUUUUGUUUUCCGAGAAAACAAACAAAAGCCCCAUCUGCGUAAUACAAAACCAAAAGAAGCGAUCACCAGUCCUGUCUCUAUUUCGUAGAAUCCACAGAAACCUUGCUCUUAAGAGAGGAAAGAAAGCAAUGGAGGAGAUACAGCAUAGAACUGUAGAGGCAAACGGAAUAAACAUUCACAUAGCAGAGAAAGGCCAAGGUCCAAUCAUUCUAUUCCUCCAUGGCUUCCCUGAGUUAUGGUACUCCUGGCGGCACCAGAUCCAUGCUCUAGCCUCCCUCGGCUACCGUGCGGUGGCUCCGGAUCUUCGCGGUUUCGGCGACACCGACGCGCCGGCGGAUGGAACCAGCUAUACCAGCCUGCACGUGGUCGGCGACAUCAUCGGAGUGCUUGACGCCAUCGGAGCGGAUCGGGUGUUCGUGGUGGGGCACGACUGGGGAGCCGUGAUGGCUUGGUAUCUGUGCUUGUAUCGGCCUGAUAGAGUGAAGGCUUUGGUGAAUAUGAGCGUCCCCUUUUCUCCUAGAAACCCUAUGCGGAAGCCUCUCGAGAGCCUUCGUGCUCAAUUGGGAGAUGACUACUAUAUUUGCAGAUUUCAGGAGCCUGGGGUUAUAGAAACUGAGUUUGCUGAGAUUGGUGUUGAUAGAGUUCUCAAGCAUUUCCUCACAUACCGCAACCCUGCUCCACUUUUUUUACCGAAAGGAAACGCCUUCGGAGAUGACCCGGCCACUCCAAUCGUCUUGCCCUCUUGGUUGUCGGAGGAAGAAGUUCACUACUACACUACCAAAUAUCAGAAGACUGGCUUCACCGGAGGAUUGAACUACUACCGAAGUCUCAAUCGAAACUGGGAGCUCACAGCACCUUUUACCGGGUAUCAAAGUAAAGUGCCGACAAAGUUUAUCGUGGGGGACCACGACAUGACUUAUCAUGCCCCAGGUUCCAAGGACUUCAUACACGGUGGGGGAUUAAAGAAGUAUGUGCCAUUGUUGGAGGAUGUAAUUGUGAUGGAAGGAGUAGGCCAUUUCAUCCACGAAGAAAAGUCAGAUGAGAUCAACAAACACAUUUAUGACUUCUUUCAGCAUGAUUUGGCCUUUUAUUAUUGGCAUCAAUGGACUAAAACCAUGGAAGGGGUUGAGCACAGAACAGUUAAGGCCAAUGGAAUAAACAUUCACGUAGCAGAGAAAGGCCAAGGUCCAAUCAUUCUCUUUCUCCAUGGCUUCCCAGAAUUAUGGUACUCCUGGCGCCACCAGAUCCACGCUUUCGCCUCCCUCGGGUACCGAGCCCUGGCUCCUGACCUCCGUGGUUACGGCGACAGCGACGCGCCGGCGGAUGUGGGCAGCUACACCUGUUUCCACGUGGUCGGCGACCUCAUCGGAGUUCUGGACGCCAUGGGCGCCGAUAACGUGUUCGUGGUUGGACAUGAUUGGGGAGCCAUUAUUGCUUGGUACCUGUGUUUGUUUCGGCCGGACAGAGUGAAGGCUUUGGUGAAUAUGAGCGUCCCCUUCCUUCCUAGAAACCCCUUGCAGAAGCCAAUCCAGAUCUUUCGUGCUCUCAAUGGAGAUGACUUCUACAUUUGCAGAUUUCAGGAGCCUGGAAUGGAAGCUGCGCUUGCUGAGAUUGGUCCUGCCAGAGUUUUGAAAUCUGCUCUCACAAGCCGCAAAACUGGUCCACUUCGUUUACCAGAAGGACAGCAAGCCUUUGCAGGCACCCCAGAUGUCUUGCCCUCCUGGUUGUCUGAAGAAGAAGUUAAUUAUUAUGUUUCCAAGUAUGAGAGGACAGGGUUCACCGGAGGCUUGAACUACUACCGAAAUAUGGACCUAAACUGGGAACUCACAGCAGCCUGGGCUGGGAGUCAAAUCAAAGUGCCAAGUAAGUUUGUUGUGGGCAACCUGGACCUUACAUAUAACACCAUGGGCUUCAAGGAAUUUAUGAAGAAUGAUGAGUUCAGGAAACAUGUGCCAUUUUUGGGGGAAAUAGUUGUGAUGGAAGGAGUGGGCCACUUUCUGCAUGAAGAAAAGCCAGAUGAGGUCAACCAACACAUCCAUGAAUUCUUUCAGAAGUUCUGAUUUUCUUUUAGGUAUCUACCAUCUGCACAACCACAGCUCUUCAGCUCUGUCUUGAACGCAAUAUUUUGAAACUGUUCUUUAUCUACUUGUCUUUUUUAACACCCAAAAAAAAAAAAAUUGUGGACACUGACUGCUUACUUGCCAAAAAUGACCAUGUACGCACAUCCAAAUAAACAAUUGUUUUUGGUGGGACUCUGUGAUCAAUGAGUAGGAAAUUUCAAUAAAA